Messenger RNA from Manis pentadactyla (Chinese pangolin), 10814 nucleotides. It is a transcript of the gene LTA, whose product is annotated as lymphotoxin alpha. The transcript is spliced from 4 exons. The record is from RefSeq and is a predicted model, not a curated record. The coding region runs from base 9591 to 10208 and encodes 205 amino acids. Gene Ontology annotation, biological process: immune response. NCBI's taxonomy places the organism in Eukaryota, Metazoa, Chordata, Mammalia, Pholidota, Manidae. Gene Ontology annotation, molecular function: tumor necrosis factor receptor binding. Gene Ontology annotation, cellular component: membrane.
GCUGAAGCUCCCUGCUUGCCCACCUGCAGAGGCAGCCCUGAGAUGGCGGGUUUGCCCUCCAGUCUCACUCCACUCCCUUCACUGGGCUCCUGUCCUCUUUGCAGUCAGUGGCUAGAGAAAUAGAUGUGAACAGAAGCCAAAAAGGGAACAAAAGCAGUUUCCCUCCCCUCCCCAGUUCCCCAGCCAGAACCACAUCCUCCUCCCCACUUAACACCCCCUUCCACCAACACAGGGCUUUCCCUUUGCUGAGUCACCGAAUGAUCUGAGUUGGGGGCAGCUCCAGCUGAGGGACAUGAGGAGGCUGUGGGAGGAUGGGGGACAGAAGCAGAAUGGACAGAGAAAGAGCCUUGUGGGGGAGUGGAAUUUCGGUUGCUAAAAUUAGGAGCCGGGGAAGGAGGAGGAAAGAGCCAAAUGAUGUAACCUGGGUUGUCUGUUCUUGGGCAACCAGGGAUCCACACCCAAGGCUCUCUUUCCCUCCAGCUUCUCAGUCCUGUCUAUCUCCCUCCAGGGUCCCAGUCCUUGUCUCCCUCCAUCCCAAACCUGGACUUCAUCUCUAGGCAGCCCAGGCUUAGCCUUCCAGAAAAACAUCUCCUUUAACUGAGGUUGAGGAAAAGGUCCUGAGGGGUGGUGGGAGAGGGACUGGCACCAUCCUUCCCACUAUUCAUACUCAAUUCACUUCAGCUCCCAGAACUAGGAGAGGAAGUGGUGGACGGUACCAAACCCUGCUGCCAUCCCCCAGGACACAACAGGAACUCUGCAAAAAGAAAAGGCAGGACUGAAAGGUCACAGGCAUGCACCGGUGUAUAGUCUGCACGUAUCUCUAUCAGACAGCUUAUGAAUCAGAAACUUAUCUUUCAGGUUUGGAGCCCCGGUCUACAUAGGAGAAAACCAGGAGUGAAAAAGGAGGGCAGUGGAGGACAGGGAGGGGAACCUCUGGAAGCAGGGGAACAUGGGGGUAGGCAUGAGACCCUCAGAGAAGACAGAGCCAAGAGGCCCAAGUCCUCUGAGGAACCAGGCAGAUGUUCAGGGGCAGGAGGAGGAAGGGCUGGUGAGAAAGAUCCUGUGAGAGGAAGCUGCUGUGAUUCAGAGAAGAGACUGUGAGCCACGAGCAACCCAGGCGUCCGGUUCCUCUCACAGGCCGGAGAUUUCGGAAGUGGCAUGCAAAGAGCCCAGGUUUGGAGCUGGGGGGAGUUGGGGUUAGGAUCCCUGUGCAGGGGGUUGAGAGGUAAGCAAUAGAAAACUUUGGUAUCCAAAUUUGCUCCUUCACCCAGGGUAUUUUCUCUAGUUUUUAAGCACAUUGUUUUCCUCUCUGCAAAAGUUAUAUAAAACCAAAGCAAAAUAAACCCCUAUACUCCCAGAUCUCCCUCUUUUCAACAUCCCUCCCUGGUGUCUGGCCCCCAAGCCCUGUUGGGGGUUCCCCUGAGAUGAGGGCUGUUCACUUUCUCUGACCACACGGUUUCCGCUUCUGUGUCUCUUGUUUCCUAGGCUGAUAAAAAUACUGAACCCUAGAGGCCCUGGCUUCCUCUGACCCCCCUGGGGCCAAGGCAGCAGGCAUCCUGUCCACCACAGAGGGGGCAGGGCAGGGGGCCCAGGGAUCCCUAAGGGGUGACUCAGUGCCUACCACGAAACACUGGGGAGGUGGAAGUGCAUGUACUGCUCUCUAGAGCUGGAACAAGGACCUGAUUCUCAGUGAAGGGCGAAUCAGGGUUCAGUUAGAGAAAUGGGAUUGGGAGCAGGACUAAUGAGAUUUAAGGAGGUCAGUUGGGGCAUUGGGGUUGGGGUAGAUUUGGGUUAGGAAAAGGAUCUGGGAGGAACUAUUCUGUGCAUUUCAACACAGCAUCGAAUAGCCCAAAGAUAAAUUCAAACUGUUGUAACUUUGCAGUCCAGUAGGGAAGGCAGCCCCAUACCUAACUGGGACUCAAGGCAUGCUGAAAAAUGUUAAAGUAUAGCAGGUAUAGAAAAGGGGGAGGUGAAUUCCAUCUGAAAGCACCCAUGGGUCUCUGAGGAGAGAAAAGGCAUUUGAGCUGGUGUUGAUGCAUGGGUAGAAUUUCAAUAGGUAGAGGUGGAUGGAAGGGCUCCAUAGAUAAAUGAAAUGGCUUGAGGAGAGCUCAGGAGUCAGGAAACAGUGUGUUGAAGAAAGGAUAAGUCCCAAGUUAGAUGAAGCCCAGCUGUGAAUAAGCAUGUGUUGAAGAGAGGACCACAGAAUGCCAAGGUAAGGGGUUUGUCCUUUAUCCCAUGUGCAGUGACCUGGUGACAGCCGUGAAGAAGGAGAAUGGGAAAGUGCUGCAGGAGGACAAACAAGAAGUAAAAAAAACUAUCAUUUGUUGAACACCUAUUAUGUGCUAUGUCAAGCCCCAUUCCUAACAUCAGUAAUCCUGCCAAUAACUGUCCAAAAGGUGGGUGGUGGAUCUCCGUUAUACAGAUGAGGAAACAGAGGCUCAGAAGUGUACUGUAACUGGCUUGCAGCCGCACAGCUAAAAAUAGUGGAAUUAGCAUUAAACUCAUCUUACUCCAAAACUUGUGUACUUUCUGCUUAGGGACCAGUAACUAAAUGGCAUGAAAGGAGGGAACAGAUUUUGUAAACUCUUGAGAGGAUAAGUUAUUAGGACAAGACAACUGCCUGGAUGGUGGAAGUGAGGAAAGAAGAGUCUUAGAUGACUUCCAAGUUUUGAGCCUCAGGGACUGGGAAAAUGACAAUGCCCUAAACUGAGAAGGAGGUGCGUGGCUGAGGGGAAAAGAUAAGUUCAAUUUCAGUCAUUCAAUUGGUAAGUUUUUAGUAAGCACCUGAUAGGAGCAGGAUUCUCUGCUAGACAGUGGGCAUAAAUGAAAUAGUCACUGUCCUCAGAACUUGGAGUUUCAUGAGACAGACAAUUACAUAAGUAGCAACUUCAUGUAAUAAUGGGAGGUGCACCUGCUUAGAGUAAUAAAGUGGUCAACAGCAGCCAUUGAGUUUGAGGUGCUAGCAUAACACUCAGGUAGAGAUCUCCAGCAAGCAAAUCUGGAGCUUCUCGAGAAGCUUGGGCUGGAGAGAGAGAUUUGGUCAUCAUCUCCUUCCUAGUGGAGGUUGAGCCUCUAAGUGGAUAAGGUCUCCGAGAGAGUGACCAGAAGAGUCCUAGGAUGACCAGAGGAGGAUGACAAAGGAGGCUGGGGGAGCAGUCAGGGUAGGGCAAUGGAGUGGUGCGCCAGGCAGAAAGGGCAGUCACAUCUAACGCUUCCAACAGGUCUAGUAGGUGAAGGUUGAAAAGAUCCUUUGGGUUCAGGAACUAGACGAUUACAAAUUUUGAGAAAACAGUUUCCACUUACCAGAGAGACAGAAAUCACUUAACAUAAGUUGAGGAAUGAGUGGGAGGUGAGAAAAAGGAGGUGGUGGUUACAAAGUCAUAGAAUAGUGAAUACAGAAGAUAGAACUAAGAAUCAUCUCUAGUUGAACCCACAAAUUAUACAACUGCGGAAAAUUUUACCAGUUCCCAAAAAAGUGGUAAACAGGGCUAGUCUUGAGACACCACACGGAAAAGGAAGGUGAGAGAUGGAAUGGGCAUAUAAGUGAGAAUGAGAGUCCAGGGAAGGAUUUCCUAUUUUCAGUAAAUAAAAUGAAAUGUAUUUGUAGAAUGAAGGAGAGGCACGUAAAGACAGAUACUGAAAACCUAAGAAAGGGGAAAGAAUGUAGUAAAGGUGGAGGAAGUGGGAUACAGAGUAAUAAGGAACAACCGUGGAUGGGAGAAAGUCCUCUGUGUGAAGUAAAGAGAUACACCUUGGAGGGACUUAGGCGAAGUAAGAUAGGUGGCAGCAUCACCAACUGCGUGUAAAGAGGUAGCAUGGAGGGCAAAAGGAGCUUGGAGAUUUAGAAUAGCACCUGCAGGAAUGCAACAGAAUCAACGCAGAAUGAUUAAGGAACACAGGGCUCUGAAGUAGAUGGCUGAGGUUAGUAGUAGCCCUCCUGUGACAUGGCUAUCCUCCAUUGCUUGGCAGCCUAGAAAAAAGCCCCCCAAAUGAAACCAUGGAGUUUACCAAAAUGAACUUUUUCAAGAUUGUCUUGGUAGAACAUCAGGCUGGUAAGUGAUUCUAAAGUACUAGUGAAAGUGGUUGAAAUUUUUGAGCAUGAGUUAGACAAAAUAGACAAGGAAGACAAGAAAAGAAGGAAUUAAAAGACUUGGUGAGAAUGGAGUAUUGAUUGGAACGGGAGGGAGACAUCAGGAGAUGUAAAAAAUGUGUUGUCAUGAUGAGGGAAAAUUCAGAGUUCAAGAUCUUGAAGGUACAGCCUUUCCAAGUGAUGCUAAGAUUCAAAGUACAACCUUGAUCAUGGGGGGCUGAAGUGGAGCAGAGAAAAAGGCUAUAAAGCUGUUGCAGUUGAGAAGGUUGAAGCACUGAGAGGUUAGAGUAUCAGAUUCAUCUUAUCUGUGUGGUUUUGAAGUCUCUAAAGUUGUUAGUAGAUAAGAUAUGGAGGAAAACUGAGCUAGAUAAACCAGUUAAGAGCAUGAUAGAGAUGGAGAUGGAGAAGACUGCCUGGCAGACAGAAGAGAACGGAAAAUGCAAAAGGCAUGGGCUUCAAGACAAGAGGAGGUUACCAGCGGGAGGUGGGGAGGAGAAUAGUGGCCUCUCCUCUGUGCCCUGGCCCUAGUGAUGGGGAUGGAAGAAAGAGCAGCCUUCACCAAAGAGGGAGGAGACUUAUUAGGGGAAAUCAAGGUUUCAUAGUGACAGAGGAAGAUGCUUUCAAAAAUGGAACAGAGGAUUUAAAUAUGAGGAGUUUCAUAGAAUAGUGUGAAAUGGAUUGGCAGAAGUGUCCUUAUAGGGCAAGGGUCUAAUCCAGGGAUGUCAAAGCCCAGUGAGAGUUCAGAAGAAGGCAUUCUGGAGGGUUUUGCUUCUGGAUUUUAGAAUGGAAGAUGCAUAACAUGAAGGAAAACAUGAAUAUCUUGAAGGGGUCAUAGGCAGAUGCACAAGAUAAGGUAUCUUUUCCAGUUGCAUGGCUUUAAAUGCCAUCUUCUUGCUUGCAACUCUAAUGUCUCUCUAGUAAUGACCUUGCCUCUGAAAUCCACUAUAUAUCCAACUGCCAAGUGACAUCUCCACUUGGAUGUCUGUCCAAUAGAUUUAAAAUUACCAAAUCCUAAAUCAAAUUUUUGGUUCUCAUCCCCAUCAGAAUCCUGCUUCUCUCAAAGUCUCCACAUCUCCCACCACACCCCCAUCCAUCUAAUCCAUCGUCUGUUUCUGUCGAUUCUGCCCCUGAAAUACAUCCCAAAUUUGUCUACUUCUCUCCAUUUUUCAUGGCUGCUACCAUUUUUCCAGGAUUACUGCAGUUGUUUCCUAACUGGUGUCCCUACUUUCAAUCGCACCUCCUGUAAUACAGUCUAAACACAGGAGCCACAGUGAUCUUCUAAAGACAUAAAUCCAAUCACCUGUGCCUCACCCAUCCCUCCUCUCCCUCCCUCUCUCUCUCUCUCCUCACACACUCUCACACACACAUGCAUGUGCAAACACCACCAUCCAACGGCUUCCCAUGGUUGAAUAAAAUCCAGAUGCUUUACCCCUCCUAGCAUGGCCCUGAGCGAUCUGGCCCUUGCCCUCUCUCUAACUCAUCUCCCACCCUUCUCCCACUCUCUCCCCCUACUCCAGCCACAAUGGCCUCCUUUCUGUUCCUCUAUUCCCCUGGCUUGUUUCCAGCCUUUGUAGUAGCUAUUCCCUUUGCUUGGAAUACUUGUCCCUUAACGCGUCACCCAGUCAGUCUUACCAUUUGGUUCUCAGCUUCAAUGCCACUUACUCAGAGAGUACUUUCCUGACCACUGCAUCUAAAGUAGUUCCCUGCCUCUCUUAUCAUAUGCCCUGUCUUAUUUUCUCAUAGCAGCACUUACUGAUUUCUCCUUAAUGGAACGUGCACUCCAUGGGUGCCAUUACCUUGUCUGACUUGUUUGCCACUAUAUCUCUACUGCCUAGAACAGUGCCCUAGCAGGCACACAGUAGGUACUCAGUAUGGAUUUAUUAAAUGGAUGGGUGGGCAAAUAAUGGGGUAAAGCAGAAGGAAGCUAGACUUUAGAUUUGUAGCUCAUACUGGACUUAUGUUUAGAGUCAGGUUUAACUGGAGGGUUAGGAACAGGGAUGAUCACUUUCAAGAUGAGCUCUAGAAACAGGGUUGUGUUAGUUUAGAGAGUAAGUUUUGAGGUUCAUUUAUUGGGAUUUGAGGUUAGGUUGAGUUGGGAUUUGGGUCGAGGUUAAAUUUGGGUGAAGGUCAAAGUUGGUAUUAAAUCCCAAUUUAGAUUUUGAGGCUUAAUUCAGGUUUGAGGCUAAUGUCAUUUCAGCCUCAAUUGGAGGCCUCAGAGAUUUCACUAGUUUCUCCACAGAGACCACUGUGGAGACUGUGUUUCCCUGAGUUUGGAGCAUAAGACUCCAGUCAUCACCCCUCCCACCCAGGGAAAGCCCCAAACCAACUGCUGGCCUCCCCAAGAAAGAAACCAAAUUUCACACAACCUCUGAAACUGAGAUUGAAACCAAGAUUGUCCUUCAGCACAUCACAAAAGCCUGUGACAAGGAGCCUCAGCUUGCCCUUCCUUCGUGCCCUUCCUUCCUCUCUGUCUCUCAUGUCUCCCUGUCACUCCUUCUCAUCUUCCCCUUUUUGUUCCUCAAUGCCCCAGUCUUCCUUUCUGACCCAAAUUUCUCCCUUUAUUUUUGUUUCUCACUGCUAACUGCCACACUGUUUUAUAUAUUAACAUCACUGAAGUCCCUCUGUCCACUAGCUCCUACCAUUAGAGAGUCAGAAAGAGACAACAGAAGGAAAAAGGACCACAGAGAAAGAGGGACACAGGAAAAGAAAGGAGCAGGGACCAAGAGGGAAGCCAGCAGUGGCACAAAGCAGUAGGUCAAAAGAAGGAGAAGCCAAGAUACAGAACAAGGUAUUUAGAAGAGGCUCUGUGGCUUACUCUUCUUUCUCCAUCAUGUCUGGUCAGCCACCAAGACCUGUAGAUUUUGCCUAGAAACUCUCUCCUCCUCUCCAUUCUCCUGCUGUUGCCUUGACCGAAAUGCUGGCUCCUGUCACCUCCUUGCUGGUUUCUUGCACAACUCUCCUAACUGGUCUCACACUUCCAGUUUUCCCUUCAGCCCCCCAGCUGCCACACCUCAUGCAGCUUCCAGACUCAUUUUUUCUAAUAUGCUAAUUUGCAUGUGUCCCUCUCUCACUUAAAAAUUUUGGUGCCUUCCCAUGGUAACUACAAUGAAAUGCAAACUCCUUCUCUUGGUAGUAAACCCUUCAGAAUGUGUUCUCACCAUACCUCCCAAGCCUCAUCUCUGCUCCUUCUAUUUGUACCCAAUUGCACAUCUCAGCACACUUCAUACCCUCUUUUAUCUCCAGUCUUUGCUGUUCCCCAGACCUGGAAUGCUCCUCACCAUUUUCCUUGUCUUGUCCCAUAAUGCCUGAAUCACCUCUUCCCCAGGCCAAGUUUGAUGGCUUUUCUGUGGCUGCCACAGGCCUGCUGUCACAGAACUUAUCACACUUUAUUGUAAUUAUCUGAUAACUUUCCCAUCUCCCACACUGAUUUUUUGUGUCUGUAUCCCCAAAGGGCAAGGGACUGUCUUUCACAUCUGUAGCCGCAGUGUCUUGUACAAAGUGCUCAAUACAAGUCUGUGGACAGAGAGAAAGCUAAAGAGAAUGAGAACGAAAAGAAAUACUUAGAUAAGACUAGUAAGGCAAAGGCAAAGUUGCAGGGCCUCAGGAGGGAGAGGAAAACAGGAGAAAUAGCUCAUGCACAUCCUGAAUGUUAUGUGCUACUUAUGUGCCCCAGGACACCAAGACCACUGAGGAACUUUGUGCCAGAGGAGAGCAGCAGUGCGCCCAGUGCAGCAGAGGUGGGCUUUAGCCUUCAUCACCACCAUCCUCAGCACCAGCCCCUCUAAAGCCCUCCAAUGAAAGCAUAAAAUAUCAUUAAGAGUAAUGAUGAUAUUUGAAGAGGCCAAUUGGUAGUUUCCCAAUCUUAUGAAAUAUGGAUUAAAUCAUCUUGCUUUUUUUACUUACAAACAGUGAAAACUGGCUCGUGUAUAAGAAUGUUUACAUCAGCAUCUUUCAUAUUAGCCAAAAAAGAGAAACAAACCAAAAGUCCAUCAACAGAAGAAUGGGCAAAAUAUGGGUAAAUAAAUUAGAGUAUUUUUCACACAAUAGAAUAUUACAUUGAAAUGAGAAAAAAAAAGCAACGACAGCAAAGAAAAAACUCACUGCUGAUAACCUGCACCCACAUGGAUGAAUCUCACAAGCAUAAUGUUGAGUGAAAGAAGCCAAAUUCAAAUGAGUACAUUCUGUGUGAUUUCACUUACAUGAAGUUCAAAAGUAGGAAGAAUUAAUCUGUACUGAUAGAAAUCCGAGAGUGGUUGGUUAUCUUUGGAGGGUAUCAACUGGUAGGGGGGCACAAGAGAACCUUCUGGGGACCUGAAAAUAUGCUGAACUGGGUGGUGGCUACAUGGCUUAUAGCAGAUGGAGAAAUUCAUCAGUCUGUAAACUUAAGUGAUGUGCCCCUCACUCUACUCAAGUUAAAAGGAGGAAACAACGAUUUAAAAACAGGGUAUUGGCUCUGCAAAUACAGCUUCAAGGCAAGUCCCUUAGUUGUCCCCAUCCCACCCUAAGUCACCACCCUAAAGUUCCUCCUGUGUGGAAUUCUGAAGCCUCUCCUGUAGAGAACUUUGGAAGUUGCCACAUUGCUUGGCUCCAGAGUGUGUAUUUGUGUGGGGUUACAUAAAUCUGAUCUGUGGAGGCCACCUAAGGUUGGGAUGAGGUAGAGGGCAUUCUUCAGGAGGGAGCUAAAGCCUCAUCAUACAUGAGUGCAUGGCAUCAUCCCUUAGUAGGGGACCAUAGCAUUUAUCUUCCAAACCAGGACAUUUCUGAGAACGAAAGGGGGCUUCCAUUAAUAUUUGCACCAGGACAACAGGCAUGGACUGGGAUAUCUCAGGCAAGGCGUAUAUAAAGGAACUGCUUGAUCUAAAACCUGCCAGACGGCCUGGAAAGUACACAUACUGGGACAGGUGUGACUUGAGCGGUCUGGGACAAGGACGAGGGUACAAGAGGAGGAAAUGGGCACAGAGAGAAGCCUGUAAUCAGCCAAGGGUGCAGAGGUGUUAUAUAUAAUCGCUCUUCAGGGAACAGGGCCUCCAGCCCACACCCCAGCUGCUCCCCCUUCUCCUCCCCGAAUUGACUGUCCCUUCUCUGUAACUCCUGAACCUGACCUUGCUUCCCUGGCCCUCCCAGCCCACAGUUCCCCUGACCCCACUCCCUUUCCCAGAAAUCAGUCGACUGAGCCCCCAGCCUGCGGUUCGCUCCUAGGCCUCAGCCUUUCCUGCCUUCGGCUGAAACAGCGGCAUCUUCUAAGCCCUGGGGGCUUCCCCAGGCCCCAGCCCCGGCCUAGAACCCGCCCGCCGCCUGCUACGCUGCCACCACCGCUUCCUCUAUAAAGGGACCCAGGCGUCCGGGCGCAGGGGCUCCGCACAGCAGGUGAGACUCUCCCACCCCAUCUCCUUAGGCUGCGCGGGCGGUGGACUCCUUCCCCAGGCGUUGUGCCCCUCCUCGCGCACCCGCACCCGCCGCUCCUGUGCCUCCUGCCUGGGCCUGGGCCUCGGUUCUCCCCAUGACACCGGCUGGACGGCUCUACCUCCUGAGGGUGUGCAGCGCCCCCCGCCGCCUACUCCUUCUGGGGCUGCUGCUAGCCCUGCUGCCUGAGACUCAGGGGCUCCCUGGUGUUGGCUUUUCACCCUCUGCUGCCCAGACUGCCCAUCUGCACUCCCAGAAGCACUUCACAAAAGGCACCCUCAAACCUGCUGCUCAUCUUGUUGGAGACCCCAGCACCCAGAACUCGCUGCGCUGGAGAGCAAACACAGAUCGUGCCUUCCUCCGCCAUGGCUUCUCUUUGAGCAACAAUUCCCUCCUUGUCCCCACCAGUGGCCUCUACUUUGUCUACUCCCAGGUGGUCUUCUCUGGGGAAGGCUGCUUCUCCAAGGCCACCCCUACCCCUCUCUACCUAGCCCAUGAGGUCCAGCUCUUUUCCUCUCAGUACCCCUUCCAUGUGCCACUCCUCAGCGCUCAGAAAUCUGUGUGCCCAGGGCCACAGGGCCCUUGGGUGUGCUCGGUGUACCAGGGGGCUGUGUUCCUGCUCACCCAGGGAGACCAGCUCUCCACUCACACAGAUGGCACCUCCCACCUACUCCUCAGUCCCAGUAGUGUCUUCUUUGGAGCCUUUGCUCUAUAGAAAAAUCUAGAAGGAAAAAAUAUUGGUUUUAAGGCCUUCUCCCCAUUUUGCCUCCAUUCUGACCCACCCACACCUCUCCUUCCACCACUCCAAUGUUCUUAGCUCUUCCCCACUCUCAUCACCUGGAGCUUCCAAAGAAGGAAUCCUAGGCAUCCCAGGGGACCACACCUCCUUGAACCACCCUGGAAGCUUACCAAAGAUUUCAAGCCUGCCUAGAAAUUCCUGCCCAGAGCUCUUCAUCUGUCCUGCCAGUCUAGGGAGGUCUAGCCCUGGACAUGGAAAGAGAGCAGACACAUGAAGGAGUGGGGUUGGAGGCAGGGAGGGGGUUUAUUUAUGAAGGGAAAAAUUAAAUUAUUUAUUUAUGAAGGAUGGAGGGAAGGGAAUAAUAGACGGACAUCAGAAGAGAGAUAAAAAUGCCUAAGAGACAAAGAGCAAGAGGGCAUGGGCACUAGGAUAAUAGCUAUGGAGAGGGAAAGCAGGUCUGAGGUACCAACGGGCUCCAGGAGGAAGUGAGAGGCUCCUAAGAGCCAACCACAGCUUGACUAGAUACCCCACAGGGAGACAUCUGCACCCUCCAUGAAGCCCAAUAAACCUCUUUUCUCUGAA